GAACUAAUCUUUGUAUGCUUAUUUUCGUGCAGGAUGUACGACUGACUGAGAACUCUGCAGCAAGUCCCCUGGUUUGGCUGUGGAGGCCAAGUCAUUGGGUCUUUGAUGAAGCAGCCAGCUGGGUUUUGGAUGCUGACUUGUGGAACUCCAUCAAAGAUGUCCUGGGGAUUGGAUGAUUGAUAUCCAAUAACUACAAUCAUCGACCUCUCUAUGAGAAGAAUCAAAGAAGCAAAGGAGGAGAACGCCUGCAAAAGCAACUCCUUAGUUUUCAUCAUUGGAAUAGCAAGCUUUGCUCUUUGCUUAUUGUGGAUAUUGUGACAGUUUCAAGAAUGAUGGAAUCAGAUCUCUUCAGGAAUGGAUCCAUGACUGGUAACAGCUCCAAUCAAGAGGAUGGACAGAGUCUAUUGAAAGUAGUAUCAAUUUCCAUUAUUACUGCUAUUGUGAGCCUUGUAACGAUAAUAGGUAAUAUUUUAGUCAUUGUUUCAUUCAAAGUGAACAGCCAGCUAAAGACAGUGAAUAACUAUUUCCUGUUAAGUUUGGCCUGUGCUGACCUCAUCAUUGGAAUUUUUUCAAUGAAUCUCUACGCUUCUUAUAUAUUAAUUGGCUCCUGGUUGCUGGGAAAUCUGACGUGCGAUUUGUGGCUUGCAUUGGAUUACGUAGCCAGUAAUGCUUCUGUCAUGAAUUUGCUCCUUAUAAGCUUCGACCGGUAUUUCUCAAUCACACGGCCAUUAACCUAUAGGGCUAAGCGUACUCCCAGAAGGGCUGGUAUCAUGAUUGGACUUGCAUGGUUAAUAUCCUUUAUCUUGUGGGCCCCUGCAAUUUUAUGCUGGCAAUACUUAGUUGGAGAAAGAACGGUUCCUUCGAAUGAAUGUCAGAUACAAUUUUUAUCUGUACCUACUAUUACCUUUGGCACGGCCAUAGCUGCUUUCUACAUCCCUGUGUCAGUGAUGACGAUAUUGUAUUGUCGCAUCUAUAAAGAGACCGAAAGACGCACUAAGGACCUGGCGGAAUUGCAAGCAUCAAACCUCGCCCCUGAAGAUGAGGUAGUUGUUUCCAAAAGGACUCUGUUAGCAUCCUGCUUUGGAUGUGUAGGCCACAAGCUCACACACAGGGAAAGAUUCCAAGUAUCGUGGUCUUCAAACAGAAGCACAACAGUGACUCUAAGAUCCACACACAUACAGAAUGCUACAGAUGAAUGGUUAAAAGGUGGCAACCUAGAUUCUUUUGCAAACUACCCCAUGUCAGAAGACGAUGAAAGGCUCACCCCAAAAUCUGCCUCCUCAGCGUCUCAAGGACAGAAUCAGAUCGAUGAAUACCCUGGAGAGGAUGACACAAAUGUGUCCUCAGAAGAGCCUCCUGCGAUAAAUAAUUAUGAAAAUCAAAAUUAUUUGGUGACCCCUGUGAAAAGACAGAAGGAUAAAAGGUACAUCUCUUACAAAGGUAAUAAAGUAGCUGUCAAAAAUAGCAGCUCCUCAUCCACCUCAGACACAAGUAAUGGUUGCACUGAAAUAAAAGUAACACCCUGCCCAACCACUGAACCAGAAGUUCCAUAUGUUAGAAAUAUGGAUCCAAAUCUCAGACUGCAGAUCACCAAGAGAAAACGGUUGGUUUUGAUUAAAGAAAAAAAGGCAGCACAAACACUUAGCGCGAUUCUACUGGCUUUCAUUAUCACAUGGACACCGUACAAUAUCAUGGUAUUAGUCUCAACGUUCUGCUCAUACUGUAUCCCAACGUCACUGUGGCAUCUGGGAUACUGGCUCUGUUACGUUAACAGCACAGUUAACCCCAUGUGCUAUGCUCUGUGUAACAAAACCUUCCGUACGACUUUCAAAAUGCUGUUACUAUUUCAGUGGAAGCGAAAGUGAAUUGUCUAGCCAGCAGCAAGUUACAUCUUUAAAAUAUGAGAUUAAAGCGGAUAUUACAUAGUUCUUUCAAUGUUCCACCUCUAAUUAUUGACUACUCUUCAAUAACUGUUUAUUUGCAAAAUAUCGGAAUUGAAAUAACAGCCUCGACAGAACUUCUUCCUUAUGAUUAAAGAAACUGAACAGACCAAACGCUAACUGUAAGCACAUGGAAUGAAGUCUAAGAGCUGGCACUGAAUUUUUUUGUGGAAAAUCACAUGACACUGGUCACCAUACCCUUGUUAAUCCUCAAGCUAUCUUGUCACAAUGAUAAACACUUCACUAUUCAAAAAGACUAUUACACCAAACGCAAAUCACAGUGCUUAAGGUUCUGAAUUAUAGGUCAAAUAAUGCCAUAAUGCAUCCCUUGUGCAGAGAAAGGGUUGUUUCAUUUACACUGAGGUGUCUGUUUUUUUUGGUAACUUGUUUUACUACUCUUCCCUUCCUUCCUUCCUUAAAAGCAGUACCUACUGACAGGUGGGGCUUCACAGCACUUGAUAUCCUACAGCUGUAAAUGUGACAGGAUCAGCAGGCCAUUGCAGUACUGGAAGGGGGAAAGGUGUGAAUGCAAGGCUGAUUUAAGCCACCUCACCACCUGUGCAUGUGAAGUCUCUGUUCAACAGAGUUACUGGAUGGUGAUCAGGAAAUGAAGCUCGGAGUGAAUUUUCACUCCCUGAAAUGUUGUAUUACGAAUUAUAAUAAUCGAACGCAUGGCUCAGAGUCGGAGACCUCUUCCCAAAAAUAGAGGGGCUCCAUGUGGCAGUACAGGACCAGGUGGUUAGCACAACAACAAAAUCAAAAAUACUUAACAAGAGGCCAACAAAUUCAGUAUGAUAAAUACAAAAACCAGAAACAGUCCAACCCAUUACAGGAUCCCACAGCAGUUUAACUCAAUCUGACUACUUACACAGGCACAAUGAAGUGGCAAACCUCAUUCAGCAAAAUCUUACUUUAAACUACAAACGCAUAAAAUACACCAUACCUUUAUUUCAUAAAGUGAGACCACAGAGCAACACAACAUGGAAAUACAUCCUUCAGCCUAUAAUAUCUGCACUGACCAUCAAGCACACGUUUACACUAACACUUCACCGAUCCCAUUUUAUUCUUCCAUAUUACCACUAACUCCCUCCAGCUUCCACCGCUUACCUACCCACCAGUGACAAUUUAGUUUCCAAUUAACCUAGGAGCCAUGGUAUCAAAAGGAUAUGCAGAUACAAGGUGUACAUUGAAACUGAACACUGGUCACUGGUCCUGCAAGGCCGUGGCACCACUAUGCCACCUGUUCCACAAGGAACUCAAUUACCUUAAAAAUGCUAGCUUUUAAGUAAAAUGAGAUAUUUAAGAUUCUACUUAGUCCCAAAUUUGAGUUUAGUGUGCAGAACUGUAUGUAUUAUGCUAAAUGGCACUGUCUGUUGAGGAAGCUGCAAGGACGAGUGGUAUAGGGUGUGUAAAAGAUUGCAUUGACACCAAUAGAAUGGUUUCCCAUGUCGGGGCUGUUGUGAUGCAUGAACAUUUUAUAUUUUAAACCUGGUCUGGUCUAUAUAAGAGUUCUGUCAUAUAGAUUAAAAUUACAUCCAAAACUACAAGAAAUUCCAUUUUCCACUUCCAUGAGCACAAAUCAAUUCACCCAAUAAUAAUUAAAAAUGGAAAUGUGCCUAUAGUAUAUUUAGAUAUUAACUGACCAUCCUGCCUGUAAUUUUGUCAAAAUAGUUUUUAAAAUCAAAAUGAAAAUUAAAUGCAGAAAACCUUGUUUUUUUAAUUUUGAGUUUUCUUUUGUUCAAAACAAUGUUGUUACAACCAAGGUCUUUGCUAAAGUAGUGAAUGUUUCGGUGCUUUUCGUUACAGUUAAAAAACAUUUGCAUUGACAAUGCUAUUAUCUUCAAAAGUAUUUUAUCAAUUCUAGUGAACUGUAUAAAGCUUCGGCAUUCAUUCACAUUACUUGCAAAAAGCUUUAUUGAGCAUACUUUCUUGAUGUUAGGUUCCCGAACUGUUUUCUGAAAUUCCAGAGGAAAUGUCCAAUGCAAAAUUUAAUAAUUUUUACUAAUUGAGAGGUAUGUUAUAUACAUGCAUAAAAAAAUCAUCAGAUUUUGGGUUCUUGUGACUAUCUGCCCUUAGCUGUGGUGUCAGUAGUAAAACUGUAUCUUUCUAAUUUAAACAAUUCUUUCUUUAUCAAUCUUAAAUUAGGCUCCAUGAGGGCAUUUCUUGACUAUGGUCUGCUUACAUGCUAACUAUUGACAUGUCCUGUAUGCCGAUUACUGAACUUCUAAACACCUGAUUCAUAAUUUACAUCUAAUAAUGUUAUAUCUAUUUGGCAAACUGAAUGGAAAGCCUUUGUUACAAAAACGUUGGUAUUGCAGAUGUGCAGGUUUGUAUAUGUUUGUACAAUUAUCGUAUUGUUUCAAUUUAAUAUUUUACCACAAAUGUAUCAUAUAUCUUGUCAAUAAAGUCAA
Messenger RNA from Hypanus sabinus (Atlantic stingray), 4351 nucleotides. RefSeq names its product cholinergic receptor, muscarinic 5b (gene chrm5b). The transcript has 3 exons. Gene Ontology annotation, biological process: gastric acid secretion; chemical synaptic transmission; G protein-coupled receptor signaling pathway, coupled to cyclic nucleotide second messenger. The coding region runs from base 330 to 1865 and encodes 511 amino acids. Lineage: Eukaryota; Metazoa; Chordata; Chondrichthyes; Myliobatiformes; Dasyatidae. The record is from RefSeq and is a predicted model, not a curated record. Gene Ontology annotation, molecular function: G protein-coupled serotonin receptor activity; G protein-coupled acetylcholine receptor activity. Gene Ontology annotation, cellular component: dendrite; synapse; plasma membrane.